UGCCGGAAAUUAAAAGCAGAAAUUUGGUAGCACUACUCCAACAUGUUCUUUUUCUGGCGAACGCCAUUGCUGUUUAGUUCGGUGAUAGUUUUCCCGCAUAAAAAAAAUGGCUGAAGUAUCUGAAACUACUAGCGAAACCUUCGAGGAGCAACCUCCAAUUGAAACUGAGGGCGUUGACACAAUUUUGGACACACAUAUGGCAACAACGACUGAAUUGCCUGAAAUCAAGCUAUUCGGUCGUUGGUCCUGUGAUGAUGUGACAGUCAAUGAUAUUUCCCUACAAGAUUACAUUUCUGUCAAAGAAAAAUUCGCUCGCUACUUACCACACUCUGCUGGUCGUUAUGCUGCUAAGUGCUUCCGUAAAGCACAAUGCCCAAUUGUAGAACGCUUGACCAACUCAUUGAUGAUGAAAGGUCGCAACAAUGGUAAAAAAUUGAUGGCCUGUCGUAUUGUCAAGCACUCAUUUGAAAUUAUUCAUUUGUUGACUGGUGAAAAUCCAUUGCAGAUUCUCGUUAGCGCCAUUAUCAAUUCUGGACCACGUGAAGAUUCUACACGUAUUGGUCGCGCUGGUACCGUACGUCGUCAAGCUGUUGAUGUGUCUCCACUUCGUCGUGUCAAUCAAGCUAUCUGGUUGUUAUGCACUGGUGCACGUGAGGCUGCCUUCAGAAACAUUAAAACUAUUGCUGAAUGUUUAGCUGAUGAAUUGAUCAAUGCUGCUAAGGGUUCAUCUAACUCUUAUGCUAUUAAAAAGAAGGAUGAAUUGGAACGUGUUGCUAAAUCCAACCGAUAAACAUUUCGCGCUACACAUUCUUUUUGUGUAUUUUUUACACUAAUUAUAAAAUAAAAAUGAAAAUUUUUCAAAAAUAAA
This is a messenger RNA of Teleopsis dalmanni, 868 nucleotides long. Its product is annotated as 40S ribosomal protein S5a. The transcript is spliced from 5 exons. Bases 107 to 790 code for a protein of 227 amino acids. The record is from RefSeq and is a predicted model, not a curated record. Gene Ontology annotation, cellular component: cytosolic small ribosomal subunit; ribosome. Gene Ontology annotation, molecular function: mRNA binding; rRNA binding; structural constituent of ribosome. NCBI's taxonomy places the organism in Eukaryota, Metazoa, Arthropoda, Insecta, Diptera, Diopsidae. Gene Ontology annotation, biological process: translation; ribosomal small subunit assembly.